AUGUGUCCACAAAGCGAAAGCUUCAACAAACAAAUACAGCAAAUAAAAGAGUAUGGAACAGAAGUGGAAAUAAAGAAUGCGAUACGUCUUGAAAAUCAACUCAAGCUACCCAUGGAACUACGUCUUCGCAUGGUUAUGGACUACGUCUCCGCUACUACAGCUACCCAUGGAACUACGUCUUCGCAUGGUUAUGGACUACGUCUCCGCUGUUGGCUACAGCUACCCAUGGAACUACGUCUUCGCAUGGUUAUGGACUACGUCUCCGCUCUUGAAUCCAGAAAGGAGGGUCGUAUAGAUAACUUUUGGACGAAGUCUUUACCUAGAUUGAAACAUCGUAACGUUGCGGAGGUAAUAAAUAAUACCGAAAAUCGAUUUUAUUCCUGUGAUGGAGUACAAGUUGGAAGUGGCAAUACUAUUCAAAGCAAUAAACGAUCCUAUAGGAAUUGUGAACAAUCAAACGUUGAAGAAAUACCAACUAAAGGGAGCAAAAAACAAAAGCCUAUCCAUCCAUCAGAACGAUAUGUAGAAGAUGAACCAUCAGGUUCAGAUGAGGAAGUUUCUCCUGCUCUUCCCAACUGUUGGAAUAAUUCUUUGGAUGGUCAUAAUGAGUCAAAUGGCCAUGACAAGUUGGAUAUAGUAAUAGGGAUACACGAAGACGAUGAUGAAAAUCCUUUCAUCAUAAAGAACGAAAAAGGAUCAAGAAACAAUAAGUUUAAAACCACUCUAUCAUGGAAACAUGCAAUCAACAAUAUUGGCAUAAAUGAUGCUUCUAUGAAUGAUUGGGUGGCAGAGGAUCACAACGUCUCCCUUGAUUUCCGCAAUUUUCAGCUUGACGUAAUAAAUCAAUUGAAAGACAACCAAACGUUUUCAUAUUUUAAAGAUAUGGAACAGAUAUU
Messenger RNA from Funneliformis caledonium, 896 nucleotides. The record is from the annotation of a GenBank genome assembly. NCBI's taxonomy places the organism in Eukaryota, Fungi, Glomeromycota, Glomeromycetes, Glomerales, Glomeraceae.